UCUCCUUUCACAAAUCAGAAAUCUCUCUCACACACACUCCCGAUCUCAAAAUCUAUAUUUUCAGCGAUUUUGUAUUCGAUCGCUCACUGAACUUACAAAUUCACCGCUUAAUUUCAUUAUUUCACAAUGCCUCUCAGGCUUGAUAUUAAGAGGAAAGUUGCUCAGAGAUCAGAAAGAGUGAAAUCGGUUGACCUGCAUCCGACCGAACCAUGGAUUCUUACAAGUUUGUAUUCAGGGACAGUUAACAUAUAUGAUUACCAAUCUCAGAGUCUGGCAAAGUCCUUUGAAGUCACCGAGCUGCCAGUCAGAUCAGCAAAGUUCAUAGCACGAAAGCAGUGGGUGGUUGCCGGUGCAGAUGACAUGUUUAUCCGGGUAUACAAUUACAAUACAAUGGAUAAAGUCAAAGUAUUUGAGGCACAUACAGAUUAUAUUCGGUGUGUGGCUGUCCAUCCCACCCUUCCAUAUGUAUUGUCGUCAUCUGAUGACAUGCUUAUAAAGCUAUGGGAUUGGGAGAAGAGCUGGUUUUGUACUCAAAUUUUUGAGGGCCAUUCCCAUUAUGUCAUGCAAGUGACAAUCAACCCUAAAGAUACGAAUACCUUCGCAAGUGCGUCGCUUGAUCGUACUAUAAAGAUUUGGAACCUUGGCUCACCUGAUCCUAACUUUACACUCGACGCCCAUCUCAAAGGAGUGAAUUGUGUGGAUUAUUUCACCGGUGGUGAUAAACCCUAUCUCAUUACUGGAUCAGAUGAUCACACUGCUAAGGUGUGGGAUUAUCAAACGAAAACUUGCGUCCAGACUCUGGAUGGUCACACACACAAUGUUUCUGCCGUGUGCUUUCAUCCAGAGCUCCCAAUAAUUAUUACAGGGUCUGAGGAUGGUACUGUACGUAUAUGGCAUUCAACCACUUACAGAUUGGAGAACACUUUGAAUUAUGGACUUGAAAGGGUCUGGGCUGUUGGAUACAUGAAAGGUUCUCGUCGGGUCGUGAUUGGCUAUGAUGAAGGAACCAUCAUGGUGAAAAUUGGCCGGGAGGAGCCUGUAGCUAGUAUGGAUAAUAGUGGAAAGAUUAUAUGGUCUAAGCAUAAUGAGAUCCAGACUGUUAACAUCAAGAACGUGGGGGUUGAUCAUGAGGUUUCUGAUGGAGAGCGGUUGCCUUUAGCAGUCAAAGAGUUGGGAUCAUGUGAUAUGUACCCACAAAGCUUGAAGCACAACCCAAAUGGGAGGUUUGUGGUUGUCUGUGGUGAUGGUGAAUACACCAUAUAUACAUCUUUAGCAUGGAGAAAUAGAUCCUUUGGCUCUGCAUUGGAAUUUGUUUGGUCUACAGAUGGUGAAUGUGCUGUUCGGGAGAGCACAACUAAAGUCAAGAUUUUGAAUAAAUCUUUUCAGGAAAAGAGGAGUAUCAGACCGACAUUUUCAACUGAGCGCAUAUAUGGAGGAUCUCUGCUAGCAAUGUGCUCAAAUGAUUUUAUAUGUUUUUAUGAUUGGGCUGAGUGCAGGUUAAUUCAACGGGUUGAUGUUACUGUCAAAAACCUAUACUGGGCAGAUAGUGGUGAUUUGGUGGCAAUUUCCAGUGACUCAUCAUUCUACGUACUAAAAUACAAUCGUGAUGUAGUGUCAGCACAUCUGGACAGCGGUACACCUGUAGAUGAGCAAGGUGUUGAAGACUCCUUUGAACUUCUGUAUGAAAUUAGUGAAAGAGUUAGAACUGGAUUAUGGGUUGGGGAUUGUUUUAUCUACACUAACUCGUCAUGGAGACUCAACUACUGUGUUGGUGGCGAGGUUACCACAAUGUUUCAUUUGGAUCGACCAAUGUAUCUUCUAGGAUAUCUAGCUAAUCAGAGCAGAGUAUAUCUCAUUGAUAAAGAAUUUAAUGUUAUUGGGUACACUUUACUUCUUACCUUGAUCGAGUACAAGACACUUGUGAUGCGUGGAGACAUAGAACGAGCUAAUGGAAUUUUACCCUCAAUUCCUAGGGAGCAUCAUAAUAGUGUUGCUCGUUUUCUGGAGUCGCGUGGCAUGGUUUUAGAGGCCCUGGAAGUUGCUACAGACCCCGACUAUAGAUUUGAGCUGGCCAUUCAGCUUGGUAAACUUGACAUUGCAAAGGAUAUUGCCUUGGUAGCAGAGAGCGAGUCAAAAUGGAAGCAAUUGGGUGAAUUAGCUAUGUCUGCUGGAAUGCUGGACAUGGCAGAGGAGUGUUUGAAGCAUGCAAAUGAUUUGAGUGGUUUGUUGCUCCUUUAUUCUUCUUUAGGAGAUGCAGAGGAGAUAGCAAAACUUGCAUCUCUUUCAAAAGAGAAUGGAAAGAACAAUGUGGCGUUUGCUUGUCUGUUUAUGUUGGGUAAAUUGGAAGACUGCCUGCAGCUGUUGAUUGACAGCAAUCGAAUACCUGAAGCUGCUCUAAUGGCACGAUCGUAUCUUCCCAGCAAGGUUUCUGAAAUUGUUGCCCUUUGGAGAAAAGACCUAAACAAGGUUAACCAGAAAGCCGCAGAAUCGUUAGCAGAUCCUCAAGAAUACCCAAAUAUGUUUGAAGACUGGCAAAUUGCACUCGAGGUCGAAGCAAAGGCUGUAGAAACAAGGGGUUGUUAUCCUUCAGCUGUAGAAUAUGUAAACUAUAUUGAUAGACCGCAUACCAACCUAGUGGAGACUUUCAAAAACAUGAAGUUGGAUCUUGACGAACCACUGCAAAAUGGAGACUUGGAUCAUGAGGAUGUGGAACAGGAUGGAAAUGAGGAGGAAUUUGCUGAUGGUCAAGAAGUUGUUCAAAAUGAAAGUCAAGAAGAGGAGGCUGUUGCAAUGGAUAAUGAUUCCACAGAUGGAGCUGUUCUUGUUAAUAGCAACGAGGUUGAUGAAGAGUAAGGUACCCUUACUGCUGCUGGUUAUUUUUAACUCCCGUUACAAAGGGGGGAAAGCAGGGUCAACUUUUGACAUGAACAUGGUGUAAUUUUGUAGCACAUGGAAUUUUAUGUUUGGCAACAUAUAAUACAGACUUUAGUAGUGAAUGAGUUAGCAAUUCUGUAGGUGUUUUAUGAUUAUUCCUGAGGCGAUUUUUACUUUUAAUUUUUUACUUUCUUUUCGUUCAUCUUAUUUUAAUGGUGUUUUCUGUUUUCACUCUGGCUAAGCGAAUUCUUUUAGUAAGAGUUCAAUGCAAAAGUAAUAAUGUUUGCUCU
Erigeron canadensis is the source of this 3164-nucleotide messenger RNA. RefSeq names its product coatomer subunit beta'-2-like. The coding region runs from base 127 to 2853 and encodes 908 amino acids. Gene Ontology annotation, biological process: retrograde vesicle-mediated transport, Golgi to endoplasmic reticulum; intra-Golgi vesicle-mediated transport; intracellular protein transport. Gene Ontology annotation, molecular function: structural molecule activity; protein binding. The transcript has 25 exons. Gene Ontology annotation, cellular component: COPI vesicle coat. The record is from RefSeq and is a predicted model, not a curated record. Lineage: Eukaryota; Viridiplantae; Streptophyta; Magnoliopsida; Asterales; Asteraceae.